CGUUAGAAACAAUAACGGCGCUCGAUUUAAAAAUUUCCCUUCCUUCGCCAUGCGCGCGGGAUGGUGCCAGCCGUCCCCGCCCUCCGGCGAGCCCUCAUCUCCCUUCCCCGAACCCCACCAUCGCCGCCACCGUCGUCCCCGCCGCGGCAAAUCCUCCGCCUCCACUCCUUUUCUCCGACCCCCCACGAAGAGCCCUGCGAUCCUCAAAACUCCUCCGCCACCCUCCUCCGCCGCGCCGCCGCCCUCCUCAACUCCGCCGCCCAGCCGUCUCACCUCUCACAAAUCCACGCCAUUCUCCUCUCCUCCGGCAUCCUUCGCUGCUCCCCCUCCCUCGCCGCCAAGCUCUUCCUCUCCGCUGCUGACCUCGGCCUCAUCCACCAAGCGCGCCACCUGCUCGACGAAAUCCCCGGCCCAUCCGUCCCCCUCUGGAACGCGGCCAUCCGCCUCCACUCCCGACACGGAGCCUUCGUGGACGCUCUCCUUAUCUACGACAAAAUGCUUCACCAGGGAGUGGUCCCCGAUGGCCUUACCCUGCCCCCUGUCCUCAAGGCCUGUGGCGGUCUCCCCACCCCUACCGUUGGCCGUGCUGUCCAUGCCCACAUCCUCCGGCGGGGCUUUGAGACUGACCUCUUUGUCCAGAACGGGCUUGUUGCCAUGUAUGCCAAGUCCGGCUGGAUUCCCUGUGCCCGUGCUGUCUUUGAUAGGCUAAGUGAUCGAAAUGUGGUCUCCUGGACUUCCAUAAUCUCAGGUUGUGCCCAGAAUGGCUUCCCUCUUGAAGCCCUUCAGAUUUUUGCCAGAAUGCAGUCGUCCUCUGAUGUCAGACCAGAUUUCAUUGCAAUUGUCAGUGUUCUGAAGGCCUAUAUGGACAUCGAGGACUUGGACCAGGGGUCAUCUGUUCAUGGACUGGUAAUCAAGCUUGGACUUGAUGAUGAGCCAGAUUUGGUCAUUACUCUCACUGCAAUGUAUGCAAAGUGUGGGCAAGUCCAUACUGCGAGAUCUUUGUUCGAUCAGGUCCCAUCACCUGCUCUGAUUCUGUGGAAUGCGAUGAUCUCAGGAUAUGCUAAGAAUGGUUUUGCCAGUGAGGCUGUCGAGCUAUUCCGUGAAAUGAUUGCAAGACAUACGAAACCUGACUCAGUUACAAUACGCUCGGCAAUCUUAGCUUGUGCACAGCUGGGCUCACUUGAGGUUGGGAAGUGGAUUGAGGACUACACUGGUCAUAGUCCAUUCAAAGAUGACAUCUUUGUCAAGACAUCCCUUAUCGACAUGUAUGCCAAGUGUGGAAGCAUUGCCCGUGCACAUCGGGUAUUUGAAUGCAUUUCCAAUAAGGAUGUGGUUGUUUGGAGUGCUAUAAUCAUGGGUUAUGGAUUGCAUGGUCGUGGGCGAGAAGCUAUUCAUCUAUUUGAAGAGAUGAAGUGCGCCGGGGUUAGACCAAAUGAUGUCACUUUUGUAGGAGUCUUAUCAGCAUGCAAUCAUGCAGGCUUAGUAGAUGAGGGUUGGAAGUAUUUCUGCUCAAUGAGAGAUUACGGGAUUGAGCCGCGGCAUCAGCACUAUGCUUGUGUUGUGGAUCUUCUUGCCCGUGCUGGGCAUCUUGAGAAAGCUUAUGAGUUCGUCAGGAGCAUGCCAAUGGAACCUGAGGUAACCGUUUGGGGGGCAUUAUUGAAUGCAUGCAAGAUUUAUGGUCAUGUGGGAUUAGGACAGUAUGCUGCUGAACAGAUAUUUGCUUUAGAGCCUUUGAAUGCAGGACACUAUAUUCAGCUUUCAAACAUUUAUGCCUCAGCUGGCAUGUGGAGUGAUGUCGCAAAGGUGCGGGUUUUGAUGAAGGAGAAGGGAGUGACCAAGGCUAUAGGGUGUAGUUUGAUCGAGAUAAAUGGCAAGCUUCACUCCUUCCGAGUUGGAGAUAAAUUGCAUCCAAGAUCUAAGGAGAUUUUUGAGAUGCUAUCUGAGUUGGAGAGAAAGCUGAAGAAGUCUGGAUUUGUUCCACAUAUGGGCUCUGUCUUGCAUGACUUGAGCAUGGAAGAGAAGGAAGAAUCCUUGUGUAAUCACAGUGAGAGAAUAGCCAUUGCUUUUGGGCUGAUCAGUACUGCUCCUGGAACAACCCUCAGGAUUAUGAAGAACCUUCGUGCCUGUGUAAACUGCCAUUCUGCCACAAAACUUAUAUCUAAGCUUGUGGGAAGAGAAAUAGUGGUCAGGGAUAUAAAUCGAUUUCAUCACUUCAAGGAUGGUCUUUGCUCGUGUGGCGAUUACUGGUGAAAGGCCAAAGAUCUCAUUCUCAGCUAUACUGGCUACCAGGUAUUUCUCAAUUCUUUAACAUAUUAUAAUUCCUAGAACUUAUUGGUUCAAAAUUAAUACUAUGGAAAAUAUCAGCUGAAUACAGAAGUAUUAAAGACCGUAUUUUGAAAAUCCACUGCAGUUAGAUUCUAGUCU
Messenger RNA from Phoenix dactylifera (date palm), 2424 nucleotides. RefSeq names its product pentatricopeptide repeat-containing protein At3g12770. Lineage: Eukaryota; Viridiplantae; Streptophyta; Magnoliopsida; Arecales; Arecaceae. Gene Ontology annotation, biological process: RNA modification. Gene Ontology annotation, molecular function: protein binding; RNA binding; zinc ion binding. The record is from RefSeq and is a predicted model, not a curated record.